AUGUCAAGUGAAGAUGAAGAGGAAGAAGUUGAGACUAAUAAUUCUCCAAAUGAUGAUUCGAAAAUAGAAUCUACUGUUCUGCUAGAAGAUGUAUCCAACUCAAUCGGUGCCGCUACUAAACGUAAAAGAAGCGGUCUUGACAUUCCCAUUGCUAGCACUGAUAUUUUACCCACGUGGGUGGCCGGUGCUUCACCAGCCAAAUUUGUAAGUAUGGAUGAAUUAAUGAAGAUGUCAGUAGCAUUAGAGGACAUGGCAUUGGUACAUGAAAUUGCGGUUAAUCCCGAAUUUGUUAUCGAGAGAAACUCGACAAACUUAGUAGAGCAAGCAGUAGAAAGUUGCAUGAAAAAAGCUUAUUGGGAUAAACUGCGUGAAGAUUUUGCUAGGAUACCGCCAGAUUACUCUUAUGCCCUAAUUUUGCUUGAUGAUAUAAAAAAGAUGAUAUUGGAUCUGUUGACGCAGCAGCACGUUCGUUUACGUUCUGAAAUAGAUUGCAUGUUGGAUAUUGACUUAUUAAGGCAGCAAGCUGAAAAUAAUUGCCUGGACGUACGUCAGUUAUUUGAAAAUAUUGUCGAACUUUUGAGCAGACUUUGUGCACCAGCAAGAGAUAAAUUGGUGAAUGAUUUGCGUAAGAAAUCAGACAAUGUAGAUAUAGGCGUGUGUGAACUUUUGGAUUUAAUGAAAUUAGAUAUGGCUAACUUUUUUGUUCAAGUUAAUCGUUCUGUUGUUGAAAAGCAUUCAGCUGAAUAUGAGAGGACGCAAUUUAUGAAGCUUCUGGAUAAAAAUCCAGGGCUGGAAUUGUCAACAUUGGAAUGGUUGCAUAGACAUAUAAGUAUGAGUAGUACCGAUGGACCAUCAGCCAAGAAAAAUUUUGAAGAGUUGAAUAACAGCGAAGUAAAUGCUGUAAUAAGUAACGCAUAUAUGGAAUUGCUGGAAUGGAAUUUUCAAAAUACCUAUCCUGAAAUCCUCAAGAUUGAUCGGUUGCGAUUGGAGGCUAUAGCUAUGAAAUAUUUACAGUUGAUCGUGUGUACCAGUUGUGUACUAGUUUCUUGCAAUCUUGCUGGAAAGGAUGUAACUCAAUUUAAAGAUUUUAAAACAAAUUUGAAAAAUGACGUAAUCAUUAUUACUAAUGAUAUCACUAAAAGCAACUUAAUGGAUCGUCUUGAAGCAGUAUCUGUUCUUUGUAAUGACAGAAUAUUGAAAUGUUGCAAAACGCUAGGCAUUAGUUGGACUAACGAAAGGUCCACUGAAUUGAAAGAACAAAUUUUGCAAAUUAGUGAUCAUGCAAAUCAUGUCCGGAAGCUUAUCCGCGACAGAAUACACGUCUUUAUUCUUUCGGUAAUCUCAAAUCAAGUGCCAUAUUAUCAGCAGCAGUUUCCACCCGGUUUAUCCAUAAUACAUGCAGAACUUUCAGCCCUUACUGCACGUUUCGUGCGUAUUAGAACGAUGGCUUUCUAUUUUGCUCUUAUGAAUGUCUCCAAUGCUACCCUUAAUAAUUCAACAAAACCUCGUUCAUCAUCUCUCUCACGUAAUCGUUAUCCGAUACAACGAUUUAAUCGACGACGUUGCACAAUCACUUCUUAUGAUUCUGAUACAUUGUUCAAGCUGGAUGAACUACCAUCUCAGAUUUACCGAAAACAAUAUAAAUUUCAUGAAGUUCAAAAGGACUCAAAACUUAGGAAUGAUAUUCAAGAAAAAAAAGUAACGUCCCAGAAAAGAGAACUCGAGAAGACAGUAAUCAAAGUGAACAGCUUUUUAAGAAAUCGUGUUUUUUCAGACAAACACACGGAGCACCCUUCACCGACAUUUCAUAAGGCAAAUAUCGAGCAUAAGCAACGAAAUGUUAUGAAGAAAUCGUUAUCGAUUUGGAAGACGCCUUCCUAUGGUGAUGUAGUAGAUGCUUGGUUACCAAACACGAAAAGAUCAAAUUCCAGGCAUGAAGCAAAAGUAAACGAGGGAUAUCCUCUCGGAUUAUCAGUUUAUUUCAAUCAGAUACAAGGAGUGAACGACCGAACUGUCACACCUAGCAUCCUACAAAAUGCUACUAAUGAAUUGAUCGAACACAAAUUAAUUCUAUCAACGCCAUCCAGCAGACGAAAUUUUUGGAAACCUGCCACCCUUACACGACGCCGAAGUGACAGUGACAGUUAUUCAAAGUAUACAUCGUCAUCGUCUUACUUCAAUCCUGAAUUUCGUUUCGUGGAAGAUGAAUUCAAGAUAUUGGAGAACAACGCAGCUAUUCCACCUGAUGAGAAUUAUACUUUUUCAUCCUAUAUUUAUUCGAAAAGAUUACCGCUUGCCGAUGAUUCUUGGCGGAUUCGAUAA
Molecule: messenger RNA, 2322 nt
Organism: Acanthocheilonema viteae
Lineage: Eukaryota; Metazoa; Nematoda; Chromadorea; Rhabditida; Onchocercidae
Source: the annotation of a GenBank genome assembly